Molecule: messenger RNA, 4925 nt
Organism: Vicugna pacos (alpaca)
Lineage: Eukaryota; Metazoa; Chordata; Mammalia; Artiodactyla; Camelidae
Gene: ITGA3
Product: integrin subunit alpha 3
Biological process (GO): cell adhesion mediated by integrin; leukocyte migration; integrin-mediated signaling pathway
Cellular component (GO): integrin complex; external side of plasma membrane
Molecular function (GO): integrin binding
Source: RefSeq, a predicted model, not a curated record
AUCCGCCGCCGAGCCUGGAUCGGAGGCGACAGUGGGACCUAGUGGGCGCGGCCGGCACCAACUGGGGGUCAGGGUGCCCGGGGCAGGGAGGCGGUGACCCGGGACUGGGCAGGAGGGAGAAUAGACCCUCGGACCUCCGAGGUUCUUCUGAGAGCGCAGACCCUGAGCGGACGCGAAAACGACCAGGGCUGGGGGCCAAAAACUGAUCAGCGCUGAGGGGCUCAACGACGCGGCCGGCCUGAGUGUUCUCCGGUGGCGCCGGGGAGCAGGUGAACAGGUCCUCACUCCCAGCUCCACGCCCUCACGCACUCUCGCCCGGAAUCCCGCUCCCGCCUGCAGCCAUGGGCCGCGGCCCCCGCGGCGCCGCUCGCAUCCUACGCCCGACGCUCUGUGCUCUGGUCUUGAUAGUGGCCGCCGGCGGCCGCGUCGGCUCCGCAUUCAACCUGGACACCCGAUUCCUGGUGGUGAAGGAGGCCGGGAACCAGGGCAGCCUCUUUGGCUACUCGGUCGCCCUCCAUCGGCAGACGGAGCGGCAGCAGCGCUACCUGCUCCUGGCUGGUGCCCCCCGGGACCUCGCUGUACCUGAUGGCUAUACCAACCGGACUGGCGCAGUGUACCUUUGCCCACUCACUGCCCACAAGGAUGACUGUGAGCGGAUGGACAUCGCAGAGAAAAGUGACCCUAACCAUCACAUUAUUGAGGACAUGUGGCUCGGGGUGACUGUGGCCAGCCAGGGCCCUGCAGGCAGAGUGUUGGUCUGUGCCCACCGCUACACCCAGGUGCUGUGGUCGGGGUCGGAGGACCAGCGGCGCAUGGUGGGCAAGUGCUAUGUACGGGGCAACGACCUGGAGCUGGACCCCAGGGAUGAUUGGCAGACCUACCACAACGAGAUGUGUAACAGCAACACCGACUACCUGGAGACGGGCAUGUGCCAGCUGGGCACGAGCGGCGGCUUCACCCUGAACACUGUGUACUUCGGCGCUCCUGGUGCCUACAACUGGAAAGGAAACAGCUACAUGAUUCAGCGGAAGGACUGGGAUUUAUCCGAAUAUAGUUACAAGGACCCAGAGAACCAAGGAAACCUCUAUAUUGGGUACACAAUGCAGGUGGGCAGUGCCAUCCUGCACCCCACGGACAUCACCAUUGUGACGGGUGCUCCGCGGCACCAACAUGUGGGCGCUGUCUUUUUGCUGAGCCAAGAGGCAGGUAGAGACCUGCGGAGGAGGCAGGUGCUGGAGGGCACGCAGGUGGGCGCCUAUUUUGGCAGCGCCAUUGCCCUGGCAGACCUGAACAAUGAUGGGUGGCAGGACCUUCUGGUGGGUGCCCCCUAUUACUUUGAGCGGAAAGAGGAGGUAGGGGGUGCUAUUUACGUCUUCAUGAACCAGGCAGGCACCUCCUUCCCGGCCCACCCCUCCCUCCUUCUUCAUGGCCCCAGUCGCUCCGCCUUUGGCUUCUCUGUGGCUAGCAUUGGUGACAUCAACCAGGAUGGAUUCCAAGACAUUGCUGUGGGAGCCCCAUUCGAGGGCUUGGGCAAAGUGUACAUCUAUCACGGCAGCUCCGGGGGGCUCCUCAGACAGCCCCAGCAGAUAAUCCACGGAGAGAAGCUGGGACUGCCUGGCUUGAACACCUUCGGCUACUCCCUGAGUGGGCAAAUGGAUGUGGAUGAGAAUUUCUACCCGGACCUGCUGGUGGGGAGCUUGUCAGACCGCAUCGUGCUGCUGCGGGCCCGGCCUGUCAUCAACAUCCUCCACAGGACCUUGGUAGCCAGGCCAUCCGUGCUGGACCCCGCGCUCUGCACGGCCACGUCCUGUGUGCAGGUGGAGCUGUGCUUUGCUUACAACCAGAGUGCCGGGAACCCCAACUACAGGCGGAACAUCACCCUGGCCUACACACUGGAGGCCGACCGGGACCGCCGCCCACCCCGGCUCCGCUUUGCACGCAGCCAGUCAGCUGUCUUCCAUGGCUUCUUCUCCAUGCCCGAGAUGCGCUGCCAGACACUGGAGCUGCUCCUGAUGGACAACGUCCGAGACAAACUCCGUCCCAUCAUUAUCUCCAUGAACUACUCUUUACCUUUGCGGAUGCCUGAGCGCCCCCGACUGGGGCUGCGGCCCCUGGACGCCUACCCAGUCCUCAACCAGGCACAGGCUCUGGAGAACCACACGGAGGUCCAGUUCCAGAAGGAGUGCGGGCAGGACAACAGGUGCGACAGCAACUUGCAGAUGCGGGCGGCCUUCGUGUCGGAGCUGGGGCAGCGGCUGAGCAGGCUCCAGUAUCGGAGAGACUUCCGAAAACUGCUCCUAAGCAUCAACGUGACCAAUACCCCGAGCAGAGAGCGAGCUGGGGAAGACGCCCACGAGGCGCUGCUCACCCUGGAGGUGCCUCCUGCCUUGCUGCUGUCCUCAGUGCGCCCCCCUGGAGCCUGCCAGGCCAACGAGACCAUCAUUUGUGAGCUGGGGAACCCCUUCAAACGGAACCAGAGGAUGGAGCUGCUCAUCGCCUUCGAGGUCAUCGGGGUGACCCUGCACACGAGGGAACUCCAGGCACAACUGCAGCUCUCCACCUCAAGUCAUCAGGACGACCUGCGGCCCAUGACCCUGACUCUGCUGGUAGACUACACACUCCAGGCCUCGCUCAGCAUGGUGAGUCACCGGCUACAAAGCUUCUUUGGGGGCACAGUGAUGGGCGAGUCUGGCAUGAAAACCGUGGAGGAUGUGGGAAGCCCUCUCAAGUACGAGUUCCAGGUGGGUCCAAUGGGGGAAGGUCUGGCAGCCCUUGGGACCCUGGUCCUGGGGCUGGAGUGGCCGUACGAAGUCAUCAAUGGCAAGUGGCUGCUGUACCCUACGGAGAUCACCGUCCGCAGCAAUGAGUCCUGGCCCUGCCAGCCACCUGGAGACCUUGUCAACCCUCUCAACCUCACUCUCUCGGUUCCUGGGGACAGGCCACCAUCCCCACAGCGCAGGCGGCGACAACUGGACCCCGGGGGAGGCCAGGGCCCCCCGCCUGUCACUCUGGCUGCUGCCAAAAAAGCCAAGUCUGAGAUCCAGCUGAGCUGUGGCAGUGAUCGCACCCGCUGUGUGUGGCUGGAGUGCCCCAUUCCUGAUGCCCCCAUCAUCACCAACGUGACAAUACAAGCACGAGUGUGGAACAGCACCUUCAUCGAGGAUUACAGAGACUUUGACCGAGUUAGGGUAGCCAGCUGGGCCACCCUGUUUCUCCGAACCAGCAUCCCCACCAUCAACAUGGAGAACAAGACAGUGCGGUUCUCAGUGGACAUUGACUCUGACCUGGUGGAGGAGCUGCCAGCCGAGAUCGAGCUGUGGCUGGUGCUUGUGGCUGUGAGUGCCGGGCUGCUGCUGCUGGGGCUGAUCAUCCUCUUGCUGUGGAAGUGCGGCUUCUUCAAGCGAGCCCGCACUCGCGCUCUGUAUGAAGCUAAGAGGCAGAAGGCGGAGAUGAAGAGCCAGCCGUCAGAGACGGAGAGGCUGACCGACGACUACUGAGGGGGGCAGCCCCCCACCCCCGGCCCACCUGGUGUGACUUUUUCAAGCGGACCCGCUAUUACCGCAUCAUGCCCAAGUACCAUGCCGUGCGGAUCCGGGAGGAAGAGCGCUACCCACCUCCAGGGAGCACCCUGCCCACCAAGAAGCACUGGGUGACCAGCUGGCAGACUCGGGACCGAUACUACUGACACCCUCCCUGAUCCCACCCCCUGUUCCCCCUGUGUCCCUUUCUUCUAUUUAUCGUAAGUUAUGCCCCGACAGCCCGCAGGAGCUGCUGCCUUUGGCCGGCACCAGCAGGCUCAGACACACACACCUGCUCAGGUGCACACAUGUGCCGCCCAGUCAUGGCCUUCUCCCUGAGGGAGGGCUGGGACCAUGGACCUUGCAUGGCUGAGCACCGCAGCCCUGUGCCCUGGACACAUAUGCACAUGUGUGGGUCGCACUGCUUGUGGACUGUGUAUGUGCACUCUGGAUGGUGCGUGGACCUACAUGUCCCAGCCUCUGCCAAAGGUGCCAAAACCAAGCCAAAGGGGCUCCACCAGAGCCAGGAGGAAAAGGCCCCCAAUGUGGUGACACCUCCUCUGUUCACACUGGACCCAUCAUGAGCCAUAGUCACUGAACUGACUCUGCCCUCGCAUUGAAAACUACUGACAGGGAGCCAGGCCACCAGGACCCCGGCUGCAGCUCCCAGGACCCAUGCCAGAGAGUGGGGCGCCUACCUGAGGUUGUCCCUGGGGCUGCUUGCAGGAUCUGGCAUGUGCAGACCCAAGAGCAGGAUGAACUGGAAAGAAGGUCCCCAGGAUGGCUUUCUUUCAUGCAUCACUGCGAAACCUCUGUCCUCAGCCUCAGCCGGUCCGAGCACUAGCAGGAAAUGCAGCCAUGAAGAAACAAAGAUGGACAUGCUGCUAGACAGCCUUGACACACUGCUGGGACUGCCCUGGGAGCAUGUUGGAAUCCUCAACAGAGGAGGAGACCGGUCCUGAGCCAAGGAGAUGUUGGAAGGAUACAGAGGAGAGACCACUUCUCAUCCACAUUAACCAUCCCAGCCUCUGAAGGCCUGGAGCGACCCCCACAAGAUCACAGAGGGAGCGACACUUGAAUGUAGAGGAGGAACGGAGCCCUGUGCCUGCCCUAUCAGCCAGAUUCCACUCUGCCUCCAGUGACCACGGGCUGGGGACCGAGAAGUGGAGCUCUUGGCUGUCCUUGGCUUUCAGAGCCAACUUGGCUCUGCCUCCUCCCCUGUGACCCAUUAGAAGUUGAGGCUGGUUCCAGAAAACCUCUCCUGACCCCUGCCUGUUGGCAGGCCCCCUCUCCAGCCUCUACCCCCUUCCACGGUACUGUAGCAGGGGAGUUCCCUCCCCUCCUUGUGCCUUCUUUGUAUAUAGGCUUCUCACGGCAACCAGUAAACAGCUCCCAGUUUGUACACAC